UUUUCGCGGGUUGCAAAGAAAGAGAAAUAGGAAUAGCAUAAAGGGGUACGGUAGGCACCAAACUAUCCCCUCCAUCAAAAAGAAAUAGAAGGAUAUAGACACAUUUGCCUGCUAAAGAAACUUCCAUGCAUGGCUGUAUAUUUCUUUAAUUCACAGAUAGUAAACUGACUCUUCGUGGUAUUGCCAAGGACAUAGCCAGUGGGGCGAUUACUAUUGAAGAUGUUGAAAAGAAUUAUCUAGCUCCUGCCCUGCCCUGAUCUCAGGAGUCUGACGGUGCUGCCAGGAGGAGUAAAAGAAAAAAAAACUUUCUUUUAAGAAGAAGGAAUGUGUCGAAAUUAUGGCAGCUCCUCCAUCAAAUGCAGCUAAAUCGCCAGCCGCGAAAAAAAGAACAAUGAAGUCCCAAUUCAAUUCACAGACGUUCAAAAUGCUGAGUAACAACAGUGCUGCUAAUGGAGAUGCCGCCGAAAGUGACGACAGCAUCCAGCAGUCAUUAAGCAGCAACAGCUCUUAUAAGAAGAGAAACGUACAUGAUGAUGAGGAUUAUGAUUUCUUCCUCGAUUCCGAUAAGGAUUCUCAACACCGAAAAGAAGCUAGGAAACAAAUGGAAUACGAGGUUUUCUUGAUCUCCGUGCUCAAAUAUUUGUCAUUUGUGAGAUGAAAAAAAGAGUCGUAAAGCUUCACUCUGUCGGGCAAUCAUCUGUGUCAUCACAACAUUCGUCUACUUCUUCCUAGUCCAGCAGUUAAUCAAAUGAUGAAGCCAACAAAAGUGAUGAUGUUGUCUCUGACUCUCUUGCGUAUCCUGCUACCUCCAGCCCGUGUGAUGAAUCAACAUCGCACACAUUUGAAGUUGGAAAAUCCGGGACAAAGUUUCCCAUUUCAAUGAAAGUUGUGGAAAAGUUGAGCAAGGAUGCCAAUAUAAAUUUAUAUAUCACGAGGCUACUGGACUAUCUCUAUACGGAAGAAUUCAUGGCUAAGACUACAGUUACGAGCAAACGAAACAAGUCAGCCAGCCCAUCUGAGGAAGGCCAGCUAGACUAGAAAGAAUUACGUGAAAUAAUAGUGUCGCGGGUGAAAAGGGAGAUUGGUUAUCUCUUCACAGAGAUGAGUCAUCCGCUCCUUGGACAACGCUGCGAUCGUGGCGAAGAAAUUAUCGGGAGAAGUCCGCUCUAAGAAAAAUACGC
Molecule: messenger RNA, 1181 nt
Organism: Daphnia magna
Lineage: Eukaryota; Metazoa; Arthropoda; Branchiopoda; Diplostraca; Daphniidae
Exons: 4
Coding region: 338-658 (106 amino acids)
Source: RefSeq, a predicted model, not a curated record